AUGCAUCCUGAUACGCCUGAUUCCAUUUCAACACUGGAACAAAAGCACAAUGGGGUGCCAGUGCGGUUAAUCCAUAAGGCGCGUCGCGCCAAAGCUCUCAUCCAAGAUAUUGCAACCAAGCCCCUCCGGCCUCGGCAACGGUUGCCCGUGAUACCACAAGGAAUCCAGAGAUCACGGUUUUUUGUGGCAAUAGAGGAGCUCACAGAUCAACUCGGUGGCGAAAACGUUGAAGUUAAUGAUAAACCGCUUCAUGAUGGCUGGUAUAUGGAGCAUCCAAACACACAUGAUGGGAUGGCUGUUACACAUGAGGAAGAACUAGUUGCUUCUGCCGUUGUCUAUCCGGGCAGUACGGAAGAGGUACAGAAGAUUGUUCAUUGGGCAAAUAAAUAUCUCAUCCCCCUCCACCCUAUUUCAAUGGGCCGGAAUUUCGGCUAUGGCGGAGCUGCACCGCGGGUUCGGGGGGCUGUCGUGAUUGACCUUGGAAAACGCAUGAAUCGGAUCCUCGAUAUUAACCCAGAGGACUGUACCUGCCUGGUCGAACCGGGAGUUUCGUACUACGCACUAUAUGAGGAGGUACAAAAGCGCGGGUACAAGCACCUCUGGAUUGAUGUUCCUGAUCUGGGAGGUGGAUCAGUGCUGGGCAAUGCCCUUGAGCAUGGAGUGGGUUAUACACCCUACGGGGAUCAUUGGGCCGUGCAUUCUGGCCUUGAAGUUGUGACGCCCACUGGGGAGCUGGUUCGGACUGGUAUGGGUGCAUUGCCAGGGAACAAUACGUGGCAGGUAUUUCCCUACGGGUUCGGUCCUUUCAUCGAUGGUAUAUUUUCCCAAUCAAACUACGGCAUCGUCACUAAGAUGGGUUUUGGCCUGAUGCCGGAUCCGGGUGGCCAUGAGAGCUUUCUUUAUGCCUUCAAGAACGAGGAAGACUUGGAGCAGCUCGUCGAGAUAGUACGGCCUCUUCGAAUUGCUAUGAUCCUGGACAAUGCAGCAAACAUCCGACAUGCUUUACAGAUUCUGGCAUUGUCUGGGAAGCCCCGAACUGCUUUUUACAAAGGAGAUGGGCCUUUUCCUACCGAAAAGAUGGCUGAGUACCUGAGAGACCAUCCCUAUGGCGAAUGUACCUGGUUAUAUUUUGGUACAUGUUACGGUCCGCAGGAAACACGCCAACUCAAGCUCGACAUUAUCCACCGCGAAUUUAUGAAGGUACCCGGUGCACGACGGAUCGAACCAGGAGGCUUACCACCUAGCGACUACUUCUGGUCUCGCGAUAAAAUUGCCAGCGGCGAACCGGACCUGGAAGAGCUGGCGUGGAUCAACUGGUGGCCGAAUGGUGGACAUAUUGCUUUCAGUCCCGUGGCCCCUACUCGUGGCGCAGACGCGCUGCGCUUGUGGAACAUGGCCAAGAAGCACUGGAUUGCCUCUGGCCUAGACUUUUUCCUCGACUUCGUGGUUGGCCUUCGCGAGCUCCAUUUGAUUGUGGAGUGUGUGUAUAAUCGCGAUGAUCCAACCCAACGUUCCACUGCAUUGGAGGUAAUGCGGACCCUUAUUCAGGAAGCCGCAGUGAAAGGAUAUGGUGAGUAUCGUACUCACUUACUACUGAGUGACCAGGUCGCGGCGACUUACUCGUGGAAUGAUAAUGCACUCAUGAAAUUCAACGAGAAGCUAAAGGACUGCCUGGAUCCAAACGGAAUCCUAGCACCAGGCCGGAGUGGCAUUUGGCCAGCAAGAUACAGAGGAAUGGGCUGGGAAAUAACUGGCCACAGGGAGUCGUCUGAGGGUGGCGGAGUAGCACCCCGGCCAGCAUCCACGAAACUUUGA
Molecule: messenger RNA, 1815 nt
Organism: Aspergillus versicolor CBS 583.65
Lineage: Eukaryota; Fungi; Ascomycota; Eurotiomycetes; Eurotiales; Aspergillaceae
Product: FAD-binding oxidoreductase
Exons: 6
Coding region: 1-1815 (604 amino acids)
Biological process (GO): lactate catabolic process
Cellular component (GO): mitochondrion
Molecular function (GO): D-lactate dehydrogenase (cytochrome) activity; FAD binding; D-lactate dehydrogenase (NAD+) activity
Source: RefSeq, a predicted model, not a curated record